This is a messenger RNA of Moneuplotes crassus, 504 nucleotides long. Lineage: Eukaryota; Ciliophora; Spirotrichea; Euplotida; Euplotidae. The record is from the annotation of a GenBank genome assembly.
ACUCAAACAGCAAUAAUGGAACCCACUCAGAACUACCAAAGCAUGUUCGAAAUUCCCAAACAGAGCAAGGAAAGUACCAAUCAGAGGAUCCUAAAAUUCCUUAACAUGCUGAAGGAGGACAAACCGAUGAGGGUAAACGAGAUCAAGAAAUACUUCUCAGGCCCUAGUGUCCAGAUCUACACUCCAAAAAUAAAUGUCACCAUUAAAACCAAAAACAAGACUUCAAAGUAACAAGAUUCCUACGGAACGAUUCAAGUGUCACUCCAUUGAAAGCCAUAGGAAUAGUUUGCAGUACAACCUUAUUGGGAAGCCAAGAUUCUCUAUCACAAAUAGGCUUUCUCGUAGGGCUUCUAACGACUCUUCUGUCAAAGGCACUCACAGGUACACAAGCAAGUAUUUGACCCCAGAGAAGUGUAAUAAAGCCAGUCAGGCCAUUAAUCUCUCGGUCUCAAAUUCCUCAUUGCCGAACAAGAGCAUCUUUCAUGACAACAACCAGGAUUAAAA